Brienomyrus brachyistius is the source of this 3233-nucleotide messenger RNA. RefSeq names its product dual specificity mitogen-activated protein kinase kinase 3-like. Gene Ontology annotation, biological process: protein phosphorylation; MAPK cascade. The transcript is spliced from 12 exons. NCBI's taxonomy places the organism in Eukaryota, Metazoa, Chordata, Actinopteri, Osteoglossiformes, Mormyridae. The record is from RefSeq and is a predicted model, not a curated record. Gene Ontology annotation, molecular function: ATP binding; MAP kinase kinase activity. The coding region runs from base 523 to 1530 and encodes 335 amino acids.
AUUAAACUCUCCACUUACCGUGCGAGGGUGCGAACAAAGUCAGUUAGGAACCUUUUGCGAUUAGGCUGUGGUCGGUUCCCCCCCCCACCUUUCUCGUAUUUUCAGAUUUUUUUCCAGCUUACUCCCCCUUCUCAAUAAGUAUUUUAGGAAAGCGACUCAGCGGGGGCUAGCUACUGUAUUCUCAUCGGUAGCUAUCUUAACGAAGUCACAGCUGCUGGACCUGCCUGUAGUCGAGCAGCACCGGUAGCUCGCCGAAAUAGUUUGCGCUGCCGUUUUUUUAUUUGGAAAAGAAAACCUCUGCUGCCUCAGCUUCUUCUGAAACUCAAGUGACAUCUUGAUCGUCCGACUGGUCGGCAGGACGCGCUUGGGGGGGGGGGCUUUCUUUUUUAUACUUUAGAAAGGAAACGGAUACAGUUUUCAUAGCUCGCUGACUGUGUGCACUUUGCGUGCAGCGAACCGGGGUUUUGAGUACGCAGAUCUCGCAGAAGUCGAGGCACAGAGUCGGCUAAAACCAGCAGAUCAAUGUCCAGGGGUACAGGGAAACGGAAAAAACAUGGGCUGAAGAUCCCAGAUGAAGCCUUCAAGCAGAAAGAGUUGAACCCAGUGCCUAACCUGGACUCCAGGACCUUCAUUACCAUAGGUGACAAGAACUUCGAGGUGCAGGCUGAUGACCUCGUGUCGCUGUCGGAGCUGGGCCGGGGUGCCUACGGCGUGGUGGAGAAGGUGCGCCACGCGCAGAGUGGAACCAUCAUGGCGGUGAAGAGGAUAAGAGCCACAGUGAACAGUCAGGAGCAAAAGAGGCUACUGAUGGACCUGGACAUCUCCAUGCGAACAGUCGACUGCCUCUACACGGUCACCUUCUUUGGGGCCUUAUUCAGAGAGGGGGACGUGUGGAUAUGCAUGGAGCUGAUGGACACAUCACUGGACAAAUUCUACAAAAAAGUGAUAGAGAAGGGGAAGAAGAUUCCAGAGGACAUCCUGGGCAAGAUGGCCGUCUCGAUCGUUAAGGCCUUAGAGCAUUUGCACAGUAAGCUGUCUGUGAUCCACAGAGAUGUGAAGCCCUCCAAUGUGCUGAUCAACAAGGAGGGUCACGUGAAGAUGUGUGAUUUCGGGAUUAGCGGGUACCUAGUGGACUCCGUGGCCAAGACGCUGGAUGCCGGCUGCAAGCCCUACAUGGCGCCAGAGAGGAUCAACCCCGAGCUGAGCCAGAAGGGCUACAACGUGAAGUCAGAUGUGUGGAGUUUGGGGAUUACGUUGAUCGAGCUGGCCGUCCUGCGCUUCCCCUACGAGUCGUGGGGCACGCCCUUCCAGCAGCUGAAACAGGUGGUGGAGGAGCCGUCGCCCCAGCUGCCUGCCGACCGCUUCUCCAGGGAGUUCGUGGACUUCACCAACGGCUGUUUGAAGAAGAAUCCUGCAGAAAGACUAAACUACCUUGAACUCAUGGAGCAUCUUUUCUUCAAAGGUCACGACUCCAAGGAAACGGAUGUUGCCUCUUUCGUGAAAGAGAUCCUGGACGACGGCCUCAACUGAACCUCUGCUGCUGUUUCUCGUUGAAAUGUGCAUAUUACCCUUCCUCCUCCUCAUUGUUAUUUUGUCAGAAAGAUGUAAUUCUAGAGAAAAAAAGCCACAAACGAUUAAGAAGGUGUUGAAACGGUCUCAAGUUAUUUUACAAUAUUUACUCAUAGACACCAGGACAUACUAAUACAGCUUAAUAUCACGGCAAUAUUCCUUUUCGGUCUUUUUGUUUUUGUUUACAGUUCAGGCCAACAGAAGAAUCUUUUUCUUUUUGUCGUUCUUUUGCCCCCCCCCCCCCGUUGGUAGAAUCCCUCCUUGAGCUAUGAGGUAAUGCGCCUGAGCCCUCGGCGGCAAAGUCGAGUGCAUCAGCUGAGUUGCACAAGCACAUCUGCACACACUCACAUGCGUGUAAAUAAACGCGGCUCCUCCUCCUCCUCCUCCUCCUCCUCCUCAAGUGCCCUGCAGGAGGCGCCCUUCUCUGUGAUCUGGAAGUAUUGCUUUGAGUGUGUUGUUGAAUGUAUCCACGAUGUCUGUAUAGGGUGGGUGUUUUUCUGAGACUUUAGGUGUUUAAUUUAUUUGAACCUGUUCUUGUAUUUGGGUAAAAUGAGGGAAAAGAGCAUUAUGUUUAAGUUACACAGGGCUAUUUUUCUAGGAACUUAAAUGUGAGAUGUUCUUCAUGUUAAGCAGAUAUUCUUUUUCUUCUGUGUGAUGUUUUAAGCACUGUUUCACUGCUUGGACUGCGAUGGAGAGCGGCGAUUGAAUAAAAAUAGGGAAUAUCCAGAUUGAUUGCUAAGUUAGCACAUGACACCAAACAAAAACAAACCCAAUAUGGACUCUGUUCCCAAGCACCAUGUCUGCAAACAAUCUCAUAUGAGAGCACAUGAUGGGUGACCAAUUCUAAGUGAUUCUUCGUUUAGUUCUUUUUUUGGGUGUGUGGUCUGUAGGGGGCGCUGUUUUUCACGGCAUGGUUCAAGGAUCAUCCGUUUAUGGAGGAAUACACUAAAUCAGUAUUUGCAUUAGUAGUAACUUUACGACUUUGCUAACCCUUCUACAGACCCCACCUUGUCUCCCUUUCAUGAUCAAGUCACACAGUCGAAGGCCCGCCUUACAGAAAUGGAAAUUUGACCUCUGCUUUUAUAGCCUAGUCCUUGGUCUUGUACGUUCUUGGUGGUGUGAUAUUCUCUUUGGAUGUCACGCCGCUAGUCCUUACCAUGAAUCUUCAUGCACGGUAAGGGCCCCUGGAGGCAUGCUGCAGCUUCAGGGCCGAGGCAGGCCUCUGGGCUGCCGGUGUCUCUGUGGAGGCCUGCCGCAUUGCCAAGAAGUUUCACUUUUGCCUUCAGUUUUUUGAUCCCUGCCGAGCGUCCCUGAGGUGCCCUGCACAGAUGUGCCUUUGUAGGCGCGGUGUUCCUGCUAUGCUCCACAGAAGGGGGGGCGCCAAGUAGAGGAGAAUGGCCUCCCCAGAACCACGUGUACCUGAACUGCUGCCCGACCCGGCCCAUCUCAGCCCUGCCGUCGGCAUAAACCACUUUCUGUCUGUCACGAUAAUGUGAGAGCUGGGGCCGGACCACACUGGCCAUUUGAGGGGGAGCUAUUGUAAAGAUUAGCUAAUUAGAUAAUGGAUUUUAAUUAGAUAAUCUAUAUAUUUAUGUACAAAAUAAAUGAAAAUUUAAUUUCAUGGAUUUGUCUAAAGUAUUGACAAAUAAAUUGGUUUUGAUGGA